AUGGCCGAUAAACCGCCAGAAGAUGGCUAUAUAUCCGUAGUUGAUGAAGAGCCAGUGUUCUUGGAGUUACUUAAGUGGGAUACGUCGCAAUCGCAAAAGCAACAUGAGCCUCGGAGUUUGGAAAAAGCAAAAAGUGUAGAGCAAAGCAUGCACAGGCCUAGAGACGACUCAGAUCCGUUUGAUUUGAGUGAUGCCGCCUUUAUAGACACUUUUAGACUUUCAAAAGAUCUGGCGCGAGGUCUUUGUGAAGAAUUAAAACCAGUUAUGCCGGAAUCUACGAAAUCUAUUGAGUUCUCUGUUGAGAGUAAAGUGAUGGCAGCCCUUUCCUUCUAUGCUACAGGCAAAUAUCAAAAGUCAAUUGGCGGUAGAUCCGAUCCAGGUAUUACCCAGUAUUUUGUGUCAACUGCUGUAAUUCAAGUAACGGAAGCUAUAAACCAUCCAUCCAUCGUUAAAAAAUAUAUACAUUUUCCACAUCUAAGAAAUGAAAGAGAACUUGUUAAAAACGGAUUUUAUAUGAAAUAUGGUAUACCCAAUGUGGUUGGAUGUGUGGACUGUAUGCACGUACCCAUUGCACGGCCUGAUGAUGAUCAAAAGAAACACUUUAACAAAUCAUAUCAUUCUAAAAAAGUACAAAUUAUAUGUGACAGUAAUAUGAACAUUAUGAGUGUAGAUGCAGGACCCGGAGGAUCAUUCUCACACGACGCCAUUUUGAAUCAACAUGCAGUAAAAGUUGAUUUGGAGAGCUUGAAUCAAGCGAGGGAAUUAUGCUGGCUUGUUGGUGGAGGUCAUUACUCACAAAAACCAUACAUAAUGGUUCCCAUGCCAAAAAUAACAAAGAAAUCUCCAGAUUCACCUGAAAAGUAUUACAUGAACAUACACUCACAGACACACUUGGUUGUUUUAGAAACUAUUAAACAGCUCAAAUCCCGAUGGAAAUGUCUACAAGCAACUUGCAACAAGCAAUUUGAUCCACAAACUGUUGCCAUGAUGGUAAUUGCCUGUUGUGUUCUCCAUAACAUUUGCAAUUCUCACGGUUUGCCAAUUGUUCAAAUGACUCAAACGGAAGAAAGAUUAGAAGCUAUGAAGCAAAGGGUCGCAAACACCCCCAUAUCAAGAAAGCAAGUAGAAGACCCUCAAGGAGUUCAAUCUAGGAUGGUUUUAAUGGAACGCUUAUGGGGCGAGCGUAGGGUAACCCCAGAUACAAAUGCAAAGAAACGUAUUUCGAAGAAGGAUAGGAUAUUGGAAGUUCAACCACAUCAUAAUCAACAUCAAAUGGUCCCUCAAACUUUGCACGAAGACCCCAAAAGGCCGAGAUUAGUUAUGAAUAACCCAUAUGGGUUGGGGGUCAGUAUGGCCCCCACUUGGGGUCACUAUCCGCAGCAU
Messenger RNA from Brenthis ino (lesser marbled fritillary), 1383 nucleotides. NCBI's taxonomy places the organism in Eukaryota, Metazoa, Arthropoda, Insecta, Lepidoptera, Nymphalidae. The record is from the annotation of a GenBank genome assembly.